Molecule: messenger RNA, 2787 nt
Organism: Danaus chrysippus (African queen)
Lineage: Eukaryota; Metazoa; Arthropoda; Insecta; Lepidoptera; Nymphalidae
Source: the annotation of a GenBank genome assembly
AUGUACAGAUUAUUAUGUGAAGAAAUUUACGCUCUCGAUGAUGACAACGUGGACCCAGCCACUGUUAAAGAACGUCUUGUAGUUUUAAUCGGUCGUCACACGCUCACUUUAACUAUAAUUAACACUAUAAAGGAUCUGUACAGUAUGCCUAUAGGUAUUAAUUUUGGCAUCAAUGCUAUAUGCAUCAUAUUGUCAUUUGCCUUACCUUGGGAAGAAUGGGUAAAUUUAUCUCCUGUGUACAUAUAUUGUUUCCUUGUAUUCUUUCUCUACUGUCAUUUGUGUCAAACGUUGAUCAACGCGUCGGAGGAAUUUGAGAAUGCAGUAUACAGUUGUGGUUGGGAGAAGUUUGACCUGAAAGAGCAGAAGACGAUAUAUGUGAUGUUGUUACAAGCUCAAAAGCCUGUGACGCUUUUGGCGGCGGAUAUCGUACCAGUUAAUAUUUACACUUUCGCAACGACUAUGCAAGCUAUUCGGCCUUGCAAAUUUAAUGUUAAGCCUCGACGUUGUGAAUAUGAUUUCGUAAUACGUCCAAUCUUGGAUGAAGAGGGAAGGCCAAGUCUGACCAUCAAUGAUCAAAGCCCGGGUCCGGCUGUUCAUGUGUGUAUGAAUGAUGUAGUGGUGGUCAAAGUAAAGAACGAAAUCCCGAAUCAGGAUGUAACUCUCCACUGGCACGGGAUUGAACAGAAAGGAACCCCGUAUAUGGAUGGUGUGCCCAUGAUAACGCAAUGUCCCAUUUCCUAUGGAUCCAUUUAUCAAUACUCAUUUAUUGCAUCUUCUCCUGGCACUUUCUUCUAUCAUGCUGAUUCAGUGGUACAUCAGAGUGAUGGAAUAUACGGAAGUCUUAUUGUGGAUCAGCCGCAGCCUCUCGAGCCUAAUGGUGCUCUAUACGAUUACGACCGGAGCAAAGAACACACAUUCUUGAUAGCCGCUAGAUUUUCUGAACUAUUGACCUCAAGACUAGAGGAUAAAAGCGAAAUUCGGCCCGAGAGUCUGGUAAUCAAUGGUGAUAAUUUUACUCCUAAGAUUUACGUGAUGACGGGAUACUCAUACCGGUUGCGUUUUAUUAACGCAAUCGCCUUAGAAUGUCCAAUCGUUGUAAAUGUACAGCGGCAUGCGAUGGUGGUUAUUGCGACUGAUAGCAAUCCUGUUAAACCAGUGACCAACGGAGCCUUCAGACUCUAUCCAGGAGAGCGAGUAGAUGUUGUACUGCGAGCGGACCAGCCUAGCGGUGGUUUUUGGAUGCAAAUUUCAGGGGAAGGUGCUUGUGAGACACUUAAAACGCAUAUUAUGCUUAUUUACUCAGGCUUUAAUUACACUUCAAUGUUGGAACAAGGACCGAAUGCUGAGUCGGAGAUCGGUACCUUCAUCGAAAGUGAAAAAUAUUUGUCACUUAAAGAUUCUCAAGUUCCACCUAAAGCUAAAUCUAUAUACUUACGUAUUGACAGGAAUAGUUUUGAUGUCAAAGACAGUGAUUUAGAUUUCCGUUAUCGAAGUGACGCUAUGAAGAAGAAACCUUUCUACCCUGCGGCGUUAUCUCUCCAUGACGGUGUUGUACAAAUCAACGGUAAAAACUUCCUUUAUCCAAACGCCGUAUAUCUAUUAAAGCCUCGUGAAGUGCGUCCUGAUAUAUUUUGUUAUGUUGAGGAGGAACAGAAACACAAGGAGCCUCAAUGCCUGCAAGUUUUAAAAGCUGAAAUUAAUGAACCAAUAGAGCUACUAUUGGCUAACGAAGGUUUCGGUAGUAACAAUUCCUACACAUUCCACAUGCACGGCUACAGUAUGCAGAUUAUUUCAACAUGGCGAAAUCCCUCCAAAAAACCAUUUACUAGAGAAGAGUUUAUGAAAUUAGACGAAAAUAAUUUGAUUGUGAGAAACUACGUGAAUCCGCCAGUAAAAAAUACCAUACAUGUUCCUAAUAAGGGCUUGACUGUCGUACGUUUCACUCCCACUUUCGGUGGAAGCUGGCUCUUGGAAUGCAGAUCUUGUUCCCUUUCAAUACCUGUCGCGUUGCUCGUUAGUGUCCCCCUGUCGAUACCAAAGUCGGUCUUAACUGCAGCACACUGCGUGCAAGGUUCGUGGUUAAUGAGAUGGCUCCCGAUGGAUGCUGUGGCCGGUGUUCAUAAUAUAAAUAGAUUUGGAAAAGAGGCACAGAUUAAUACGAUCGACCAACGCAUUCCACAUCCGUUAUAUGAAGGAGGUAUCGGUGGAUAUGACAUCGCUCUGCUCGGUUUGCGUACGCCAUUCGUAUUCACCGAUCAAGUCCAGCCAAUCAAUCUUCCUUACACUUCUAAAAUUUCAAACGAAUCUCUUCUUCUCGUCGGAUGGGGAGCUUUGAGGACAACAAACUUCAUACCUGACCUACCAGACGAAUUACAAGAAGUCAAAGUGACGUAUAUCCCGUACCAACAAUGUUACGACGCUAUUGAAGAAAUAAAGGAAACUACUGAAAAUAAUCCUCUCGAUAAAGAAGCUCAUUUAUGUACUGGGCCCCUAACUGGAGGCAUCGCAGCUUGUAGUGGAGAUUCAGGUGGCCCUCUGGUACAAAUGACUUCCUUAGAAGCCUUGAAUAAUAGAGAGGAAAAGGAUAAUGAUUAUGAUGAAUACUAUAAUGACAAAAGGCUGAUUAGAAGUGAAAAAGUAGUGCCAGAUAUAAGUCGUGAACAAGUGCCUUUUAUUAUUGGGAUUGUGUCUUGGGGUAUGGCUCCUUGUGGAUCUAAAGGAGCUCCAACGGUUUACACAAAUGUAUCACAAUAUAUGGAUUUCAUUAACGCACAUAUUAAAACGUAA